Molecule: messenger RNA, 1239 nt
Organism: Thalassophryne amazonica
Lineage: Eukaryota; Metazoa; Chordata; Actinopteri; Batrachoidiformes; Batrachoididae
Product: E3 ubiquitin/ISG15 ligase TRIM25-like
Exons: 3
Coding region: 4-1122 (372 amino acids)
Molecular function (GO): zinc ion binding
Source: RefSeq, a predicted model, not a curated record
GCCAUGGAGGUAGAGCACACUUUGAAGUGUCCUGCUUGCCAGGACUUCUUCACCGAACCUGUGAUGCUGCCGUGUGGACAUAACUUCUGCCUCACCUGUAUCCAGGCUGUCUGGGACACAGGUGUGUCUGAUGAGGGUCCUGUUUUCUGUCCGGAGUGUCAGAUCUUCCUCCUGUCUGACCUCACUCUGGAGGUGAACACCAGCCUUCAGGCCAAAGUAAAGCAGUUCACCAUGACCAGAUCUUCACCAGAAGAACCACAGAGAACAACCACGGGUAAACCAUCUCCAACUGUGCACUGUGACCACUGCAUCGAUACAGCAGUAGUGGCCGUGAGGACCUGCCUGACAUGUGAUGCAUCGCUGUGUCAGGCUCAUGCUCUGCUGCACCAGCGGAGGUCUGCUCUGAAGGAGCACACAGUGGUGGAGGUGACAGGAGAUCCGCUGUCUCUGAAGUGUAGGGAGCACCGUGAGGAGUUAAAGCUCUUCUGCUUGGACGAAAGGCUCCCUGUGUGCUGCUUGUGCGUCCUGGUUGGCUCACAUAAGAACCACCAAGCUGUCCAACUGCAUGAAGCCUGUGCAGACUUAAAGAGCACUUUACAGACCACGAUGGACCAACUGCUGAAGAGGAAGAGUGAGGCGGAACACUUCAUUAAGGAUCUGGAGUCACUCUACUCACAAACAGUGAGGUUUGCUGCAGAUUUCAGAGAGAGAAUUUCAGACAAGUACAGCAGGAUCCGUGUUGUGCUGGAUGGCGAUGAGCGUCUAAUGAUGCAGAUCAUCGACGCAGAGGAAACGCACAUGACGGAGUGGCUGGAGACUCAGAGGGCAUUCAUGGAGGCUCAGAUCAAAGACAUCGACGGCCUGAGAGCCUCCAGCAAAUCACUCCUCCAAGAAACAAAUGACCUGCACUUCCUACAAGUCAGUUAUUACUGGAAAUAUAUUCAUAUUUUUGCUGCUUUUGUACAAAUGGUUCAGUGUGUGAAAAACCUAUUUUCAACAGCAAAUCUCAGCUCAGGAUCUUUGGUGAGUAAAAUCGAUGCUGUGGUAUUUUCAAAGCAUUUUAUUUUCCUGAGUGAUUUUUAUGUCCUCAUGGUCUUCACUGUAGUAACCCUCUGGAUUUAGCACCUAUCCAGGAAAUAGACAGAGACCUGUGUGACCCGGAGAAGCUCAGAACAGCGGAGAAGCUGGUGGAUGACCUCUCUGUGUCUCUGUCCCAACACUUUCCACGAAUAUGGUCAU